Pelmatolapia mariae (spotted tilapia) is the source of this 2790-nucleotide messenger RNA. It is a transcript of the gene il10ra, whose product is annotated as interleukin 10 receptor, alpha. The transcript is spliced from 7 exons. Gene Ontology annotation, molecular function: protein binding; cytokine receptor activity. Gene Ontology annotation, cellular component: plasma membrane. Bases 152 to 1873 code for a protein of 573 amino acids. The record is from RefSeq and is a predicted model, not a curated record. Lineage: Eukaryota; Metazoa; Chordata; Actinopteri; Cichliformes; Cichlidae. Gene Ontology annotation, biological process: cytokine-mediated signaling pathway.
AACAGCUGCUUCCUCCUUGUUAAUACUAAUCGACAGUUUAGUUUAGCUCUUCUGUACAGUUACACAGUGCCGAUGUGGAGGCUGGAUGUUUCUGUCGGUGAUGACUGGAAUAAGGGACUCUGUUGGCGACUACUAACCGGAUUCUAACUAAAUGGUGUAUUUCCAGAUACUUGAAAUGGAUAUCAAAGCCAAAUUGCUGGAUUUUGUCUUCUUAAUGAUCUACAUGAACCUUGUGUCAGGAGCAGAGGGCAUUCCUGGCCCUGCCAAUGUGAUGGUGAAAAUUUUGGAUGGGGAGGUAAUACUACAUUGGGACACACCUGAGGAUGCACCUUCAAAUUACUACUACAAUGUGGAAAUGGCAAAGUUCAACGAUGACUGGGACAUUUUGGCAAGUUGCACACAGAUUAAUGAUACCUACUGCAGCCUUAGCAGUUUUAUACCUGAUUUUCAGACUAAAUACAAGGUCAGAGUUCAGCUGGUAGCAGGGAGUAACAAGUCUGGUUGGGUUCUUAAAAGAUUUCUCCUGAAUGAAAGCAAACUGCAACCUCCCUCCUUCACAUUGUGGGCUACAUCCAGCACUAUAACCGUCUCUGUUCACCCAAAACCCAUUCUGAAGAAGAUUUUUCCUUUUGGUCUAAUCUAUACGAUUUACCUAGAGGAGAAAGGACAAGAUAAUAAGAAUACCACGGCAUACUUGAAUGAUGAUAUGGAAGAGGAUCAGAAGACUACUUUCACUUCUCUCCAUUGGGGUAAAGAGUACUGUGUCAGCGUCAAGUUAGAGGGCAGUGGAAAUCUCUACACCAGCAGUGUUUCCAAAAAACAGUGUCUGCUGUUGCCAGAGCCAGAAUAUUACAUUAUUGCCGUAUCAUCCCUGUCAGUUGUGGGUGGGCUGGCAUUCAUUGCAAUCAUAGCAGUCUGCCUGCUGUGUUACCUGAAAAGUCCAGAGAAAACACCUGCUGCACUGAAAUCCCCUGCUAGUGGCUGGCUUCCACUCUAUGUUGAAGAUGGGACUGUGGAGGUGGUUACAGACAAAGGAUGGUUUCUGUCACCAUACAGAAAAGACAUGAAAGAUGGUGUGAAAGACCCAAUCAGUCAUCUUACAGUAACAGAGGACAAUGAAGAAGAGGAGAGGAGGACCAGCAUGGAUAGUGGGCUCAGUAUGGAGUCUAACUCAAACAAUGAAGAGAAUCCACCAAUGAGACAAGAUGACAGUGGCUGUGGAAGCAUGGGAGGACCUGAAAGCACAACUAGCAGCCAAACAGAUUACCCACUUGAGACUGAGCGGGCUGAUUCCAGUCAGAAAAGAGAGGACAGUGGGGUGGGUCUGGGCUGCCAGAUGAUUUCUUGCAUAAACCUGGAUGGGCAGGACAGUGGGCCUCUAAAAGAGUCUGCUGCUGGAGGUAAUUAUCGCAGCCAGAGUCCUUCAGAUGUGCAGAUGCAAGCUUCUGAAGACGAGGAAACAUUUAAACAGAUACUUCCAGACUUGGUUUUGGCCGAGGUGGUCACGGGCUACAGAGCUGGGCCUCAGUCGUGUAUCUGUUCAGGAGCUGGUCAGUGCAUUUGGUGUCAUCAGCAAGGCCACGAUGAAACCAAAGUCAUCAAACAAUAUAGAAAAGUGUCUAUUGAAAAUGGACUACUUGUAAGCCAAUCUGAUUUAAUAGACUCUUACAAAGGAGAUGUUACACAUCCAGGUUACUCUAGAGAGAAACAAACUGACACACACAUGAUGGAUGACUUAGAAUCAGUCUUUCCACUGAGGGAUUUUCCUCUGCUGACCUCUCUGUCCCCACUGCCCUUAGUGAAGUGUGGGCAGGACUUCAAUAUGAACAAUGUGUCCCUUUCUCUCUGCGAUGUACAGCUGAAAAUUGACUGAUAAACUGUGAGAUGUGACAAAACACUUUAUUUAAAAAGAAAAAAGAAAAAAAAUCCUGCCACCGCAUGUUACAGUGCAAUACUGGAGCAAUAAACUCACAUUUUCUACACUUAAUGAAACAGAAGCACUAGAGUGAGGUAAAAAGCUCCAGUGCCAGAAACUGAAAAAACAUGCGGAAAUCUUGGGGAUAAAACCGAGUGGUUAACAGGCAGUUACUGAACAUACUGUAGGAAGGAAACAGAGGUUAGAUUACACAGCUACUGACUGGUAACCGUUGGAAGGAGUCUUGGGAGAUUAUAAAGACUGAGAAGAUUCUAAGAAACACCCUUUUUAACCCUGUUUCACUGAGUCUAUUUACAACUGACUAAUGUGUUGUCUGCCGGAAGUGAAACUGUGUGGGGAGCACUGAAGAGAAACGGCUUGACAAUUAUAUGCUCUUGGACAUUUUGUGAUUUCAUCGCCGCCAACAAUGAACUUUAUUGCAGUUGCCCACAUGAGAGUGUUCUUAUUUCUCAGCAGUGUGUUUAAUUCACACAGUUUCAUGAUACUUAAUCAAUCCACAAACCUUUUACAAUAACAAGUGGUUUCACCUUACUUAACAAGCAAACUUUGAUAUAAAGAGCAUUUAGUGUCUGAUUCUCUUUCAUGUUUUCUUACAUGGCAAAAUAUUUUCAUGUUUGUGCUUAUAGACCAGCUACUUCUUUGUUCAGUCUAUUUAUUAGUCUGUUUAUUUAAUGUCUUUGCUGAUACAUGUGCUACUCAUGAUUAAAACUUUACCUUGGACUAGUCUGUAAAAUUCAUAUGUUGCUAAGAUUCCUAAAAACAAUGCCUAAACCUAGCUAAACAGUGAGUGAAAAGUGGAAAAAGUGAAAGUGGAACUUGAAAAUAUUUUUUGAAAAGAAUUAUUAAAUUAAGUU